This is a messenger RNA of Poeciliopsis prolifica (blackstripe livebearer), 4070 nucleotides long. RefSeq names its product L3MBTL histone methyl-lysine binding protein 1 (gene l3mbtl1). Gene Ontology annotation, cellular component: nucleus. The record is from RefSeq and is a predicted model, not a curated record. The transcript has 22 exons. The coding region runs from base 368 to 2917 and encodes 849 amino acids. Gene Ontology annotation, molecular function: zinc ion binding; protein binding. Lineage: Eukaryota; Metazoa; Chordata; Actinopteri; Cyprinodontiformes; Poeciliidae. Gene Ontology annotation, biological process: regulation of DNA-templated transcription.
AUCCUGUUCUAUGAUUAAACGUCUAUUUAAAAAUGAUAGGCCAUCCGGUCCGGUCAGCAGUUUACUCGAUAAACCCGAAUAUAUAUAAAUUCAAAUGUUAAACAUUGAGCGCCGGCUAAAGAAGCCCUUCUGUCGUCAGGAAAAGAAAUAAGCGAUCAGGCUACUGUGUUGGAGCUGCGCGCAUGCGCAAAUUGAGCCCCGGAGCCGCAGGAAAGCAGCGCUGGUAAGCCAAAUGUCAGUUUCCUAAAUGUUGCCAACGCCUUUACUUUCACGUUUGUAAGUAUUUUAAAGCGGACCAGGAGAUGCUGUUCACCUCGCCUCAUAAGAACGGGCUCCGCGGUCCAACACAAGAAAAAGGGAGCCACCAAUGAGUGGCAAAGUAAACAUGGACACUCAACCCAAAGAAGCUGACGGUACAACUACUGACCCAUCGCCCUCCCCUGCCGGCGAGACCAUCCUCAUCUGUGACAAUGUCGCCAAGAAAGCACGAGCCAUGCCCCACGCCACCACCACCACAGCUCUCCUCUUGCCAGCUCCUCCUGGUCACCAGAAAGUGGAACUGACUCAAGCUCUCGCUGUGGCAAACCCAGGUAAAGGCAGCAGACCAAAUGAGAUAGCUGCUCCCACCCUGACAGCACAGGUUGGGGGGGCUUGUAGCAUCGUCCAUGUCCUCGAGUGGAAGGAGGGGAUGGCCAUUCUGCCCAGUAGCAACCUCAAGUUCUGUGUGAGUGAUGUAGGCACUCUGAGCACGCUGAUAACCCCAGGGACCACCAGCGGCCCCACUGACCCAGCGGCAGGGACGUCUGGACGGUCCAUCGGGGCAGAAAGCCCGCCGGACAAACCAGCUCCAGAAGUGUCUGUCCCUGUCGGUACCGUGAGAGCCGCCGCCGCCGCUGCUGUGGAGCCAGAGAGGCUGGUUCCUGUCAAACCCGAGGCCCAGGUGGGGCCGGAGCAACAGAACCACAAUCCAAGAGCACAAAGGAGCUACGUGGAGGAGCUCCGCAGGGACCCUGUCUCAGACAAGAGAAGUGUCAGCGUGGAGAAGGUGCCUGCAGGUGGGAGGGUCUCCUCUCUGAACCCAGACCACCUGAAGCCCAUGAGGAAGAGGAAGAGGAAGGAGUACCUGAGUCCGUCCGAGGAAGACUCUGACAUGGAGGGAACGGAUGAGAAGAUGGAUUAUUCUAAAGCAGAUGGUCGACUCAUCAGAGGAGGUGGAGACAGUAAAACUGAACAAUGGACCUGGACUCAGUAUCUGGAGGAAACCAAAUCUGUUGCUGCCCCCAACAAGCUCUUCCAUGAGGCGCAGACCGUCCCCACUGUGAAGAACGGCUUCAAGCAGGGGAUGAAGCUGGAAGGCAUCGACCCGCAGCAUCCUUCCAUGUACUUUGUUCUGACCGUGGCUGAGGUGUGCGGUUACCGGCUGCGGCUCCAUUUUGACGGUUACUCUGACUGCCACGACUUCUGGGUGAACGCAAACUCUCCCGACAUCCACCCGGCAGGCUGGUGCGAGAGCACGGGACACAAGCUGCACAUUCCGAAAGGUUGUAAGGAGGAGGAGUUCACAUGGACCAACUAUCUGAGGAUGACUAAAGCUCAAGUUGCUCCCAAAGAACUUUUUGCCAGUCCUGGGAGGAUGGACGUAAAGUGUGGCUUUGAGACAGGAAUGAAGCUGGAAGCCGUCGACCGGAUGAAUCCCUCGCUCAUCUGCGUGGCAACCGUCACAGACGUGGUUGACAACCGUUUCCUGGUUCAUUUUGACAACUGGGAUGAUACGUACGACUACUGGUGUGACGCCAGCAGCCCGUACAUCCAUCCUGUUGGUUGGUGCCAGGAGAGGAACCUUCCGCUGACGCCGCCCCAAGUGUUUUCUGCUGCACCAGAUUAUCCCGAUCCCGGACAGUUUUCCUGGUCUCGGUACCUGGAGGAGACCGGCGCCAAGGCUGUGGCUGCCGACGCCUUUAAAGUGAGGCCUCCUCACAGCUUCCAGCCUCAGAUGAAACUGGAGGCCGUGGACAAGAGAAGUCCUGGUCUGAUCCGAGUGGUGACAGUGGAAGAAGUGGAGACUCAUCGCAUUAAGGUGCAUUAUGAUGGUUGGAGUCACGUCUACGACGAGUGGAUGGACUCAGAUCACCCAGACAUCCACCCAGCAGGGUGGUGCGAAGCGACUGGCCACCCGCUGAAAGUUCCUCCUCGGGACGCGAAAAGUCAGCAGCCGCAUGGUGUGAGAGAGCCUCCUGCUCUGGGUCAGAACACCUACCCCACCACGGUCCCCUGCAAACCCAUCAGCCACCCCAGAACCAACAAGUACAGUUUCCACAACAGGAAGUGCCCAACCCCGGGUUGUGAUGGUUCAGGUCAUGUGACCGGUCGGUUCACGGCCCAUCACUGCAUAUCCGGCUGCCCGUUGGCCGAGCGCAACCAGGGAAGGCUGAAGGCCGACCUGUCGGACUCCGAGUGCAAGAGAAACGUCUUCAUUGGCCAGAGGUCUAAGAAAACUCAUUACCGCGGCAGGAUUGGUCGUCCACCCAAAUACAGAAAGAACCAACAGAGGGACUACCAGAACAUGUCCUCAGAGGGAGUCUACCCGUCCCUGUUCAUGUCGGCUCUGACCGGUCAGUCCGACCGGACUCUGUCUCUCUGCUGGGAGCAGCACUGUAAGCUGCUCCCGGGCGUUCAGGGCAUCCAUGCCAGCCAGGUGGCAGCAUGGAGCGUCGAUGAGGUCUUCAGGUUCGUCCAGAAUUUGAUUGGCUGUGAAGAACAGGCUCGUCUCUUCAAAGAGGAGAUGAUUGACGGGGAAGCUUUGCUGCUGCUCACCCAGACUGACAUCGUGAAGAUAAUGAGCAUCAAGCUGGGGCCCGCCCUCAAGAUCUCCAACGCCAUCCUCAUGUUCAAAACCACAGACGAGGGGCUCAAGUGAUAUCACCUCCGCUCACCGGAGCGAGGCGUCGAUCAUUGUGUGCCAAAUCCAUUCUGUAGCAGGGUCAGAAAGGAACCCUGAAUACGUUUUUCCAUGUGUUUGGUGUCUUGUGCCCAUCAGAGAGAGGGAUGGGAAAAAGGGGGAGACUGGAGUAGACGGGAUAGAAACAAAGCUGGGAAGGUUGGAUAAAUGGAGACCGCUUGUACAGCUGACAGAGGAAAACGGUGACUUCCUGUACGAGAGCUCAAAUUCAACACAAUAGCUGGGUUUAGCAGAAAGUAUUGUAAUCGAAAAGUUUACGUGGAGGACAGAUUUGAACGGAGGGAAGAAAAAGGGGGCGCGAUUUAAAAUAAAAUACAACAACGCAGACAAAACACCUGAAUUAUUAUACUUGAAUUAAAUGAAGGAAAGAAAACGGAAAAAUGAAAGAGACGGGAAAAGUGGACAGUCUAGAACGUGGGUAGAAAAAGUAAGAAGGAGGCGUUCAUUGCAGUAAAGGAGGCCGGAUGGUGAGGCCUCUGCAGGCUUCACAUUUUGUGCAAUAAUAAAUUCAAAGAAGGGGUCUGCACGGAAACAGAUGCCUCGCUGUUGCUUGGUAACAGCAUAAAAUACUUAAUUAAACACAUACAAAUAAGCUACUUUAGUCAGACUGUUACGUGCACACAGACACUCGAGUAUUAUAAUCAGAAGUUCAAGUUGUUUGUACUUAAAUGUCUCCAUUGAGAGUUAGAAAACAGCACAGGCUUUGAGCUUAUUUUUUUUCCUAAUGGAAAAACGAAUCCGCGUUUUAGCACAAUUGUAAAAUCCGGACGGUGCAGUGGUACCGCGAGCCGCCACUAGAGAGUGCAAAAACCCACAUUUAGCACUAUAAACACGUGUUUGGUGUCCAGCAGGUUUCCUUGUGGUCGGCGCUCCGUUUAGAGUGCGCAUCUGUUUACAUUUUGUGUCAGGUUGGCUGAGACACUGUAUGAGGUUGAAAUUGUGUGAAAAGAGUUUUAUGUUUUAAGGGCUUUCGGAAUAUCUGUUUUGUCUCUCUGGUGGGAUUUCUCUGUGUGUGCGAGAGCGCGCGCGCGUGUAUGUGUGUGUGGAAGAAAAUGAAGAUAAUCUUGAGUCACAAACGCCAUCCAAUACAUUCAAAAGAAUAAAACAUCCA